AUGUCUGCACUCUGCCUCGAGCGAGCGAUCGAGUCCAUCGGGGACGAUGUCCGAAGAGGAAUCAGCGGAGCUUUUGGGCCGGCCCUUCCUUCGGAGGGUGCCUUCGAACCCCGUGGGGUUGGAUUUGAACCUCCGUCCCAGGCCGAGGCAUCACUUCACACCCAAACGGUCGCAUCUCGCACGUUACAGCCGCAAAGGGCGGACGCACGCCUUCUCGGCCGAGCUGCGAGUCUGUUUCGUAUCUCACCUGCGGAACAGGAUGGAGGACCUCGGGGGUUUCAUGCGCCACGUGGACGUCGAUUCCUUCUCACGGCUGAGGGUGGAUCGUGCUUCUGCAGGCUUGAAGUUUCGCGUGCAUUUCAUGUGCCUUCGAUGUUGCCUCUGAGUGACUAUCUCCGGUUCAUGCGCAACGCGCAAAAUCCUUCAAACUCAUCCGUAAUCGAUUGGUAA
Molecule: messenger RNA, 450 nt
Organism: Marchantia polymorpha subsp. ruderalis
Lineage: Eukaryota; Viridiplantae; Streptophyta; Marchantiopsida; Marchantiales; Marchantiaceae
Source: the annotation of a GenBank genome assembly